AUGGAGUCUUUGGGAACUAUUGUAGAGGGAGAGUGGGGAUCUCUAAGUGGAAUGUCUACCAAUGAGGAGGCUGAUUUCAUGGCCCAACUGCUCGGAAACUGUCAGUUUCCGAAUGAUUUAGAUGGCAACACAAACUUCGGAAACGCGUUAGCGUUUUGGCCUGGCCAUCAUGAAUCAACAAUAAACUUGUCAGGUUUUAAUGAAGGUUCUUGUUAUUCUUUGGAUGCUGGUAAUAAUAAUACUAGUUCAUAUAGUUAUAGUGGUGGUAGUAGUACUGUUCUUUUUCCAAGUUCAUCCAGCCAGGAAAGCCACUAUUUGAGUGAUUCACAUCCAAUUUUGGUCACUAAUAAUACAAGUUCCAUGUCAAUGGAUUUUUGUUUGGGGGAUGCAAACAACACCACCUCUUACCUAAUUGAAGGCGAUGAAUGUUUGAACCAAGAGAUGAGCGAUGGCAAUAAGGAAAAUCAGUCCAAAAAUGAAUCCGGGAUGCAACUACCAGAGCCAGUUCCUGAAGAGAAAAUCAUCACCAACUCAUCUGAGAACUCUAGGAAAAGAUCUAGAAGCACAACUGAUGCUCAAAAGAAUAAGAAGAUUUCCAGGCCGAGGAAAAACCAGAAGACUGUUUCACCAAGCAACAAUGAACAGGAAGAUAAUAGUAAAGGUGGUCUUAACAGGCAGACCUCAAGCAGUUGCUGCUCGGACGACGAUUCGAAUGCCUCUCAGGAACUAAAUGGAGGAGAGACUUCAAGUUUGAGCUCAAAAGAGAAGGCAGCUCUCAACCUCAAUGGCAAAACUAGAGCCAGUAGGGGCUCAGCAACUGAUCCUCAAAGCCUGUAUGCAAGGAAAAGAAGAGAAAGAAUCAAUGAGAGGCUCAGAAUUUUACAGAACCUUGUUCCUAAUGGAACAAAGGUUGACAUUAGCACAAUGCUUGAAGAAGCUGUCCAGUAUGUGAAGUUUUUACAACUCCAAAUUAAGCUCUUAAGCUCUGACGAUCUAUGGAUGUAUGCUCCUAUUGCUUACAAUGGAAUGAACAUUGGACUUGAUCAUUUCAAAGUCACUGCACCUAGGUGA
Pistacia vera is the source of this 1071-nucleotide messenger RNA. RefSeq names its product transcription factor bHLH84-like. The transcript is spliced from 4 exons. Gene Ontology annotation, biological process: regulation of transcription by RNA polymerase II. Bases 1 to 1071 code for a protein of 356 amino acids. The record is from RefSeq and is a predicted model, not a curated record. Lineage: Eukaryota; Viridiplantae; Streptophyta; Magnoliopsida; Sapindales; Anacardiaceae. Gene Ontology annotation, molecular function: RNA polymerase II cis-regulatory region sequence-specific DNA binding; DNA-binding transcription factor activity, RNA polymerase II-specific; protein dimerization activity. Gene Ontology annotation, cellular component: nucleus.